ACACUGACUUGACUUGACACAUUUUGAAAUUAAUUCGGGUUUACUUUACUACUCAGUCUACUUUACUGACUGUCUAGUGUCUUUACUGACUUUCCUGACUUUAGACUCUUUACUGACUUUCCUGACUUUAGACUAAGACACUAAAUUAAGACUUGUCUUUUAUCAUGCUUGACAUGACUUUAGAGUUUAGACUUAGACUACUUAGUCGACUUAGUGUCACUUAGUCACUUAGACAUAUAGAAUAGACAAAUAAAAAUUAGAUCUAGAUAUAGAUCUAGAUUAACUUGUGACUUAUGCCACUUAUGGCACUAGACUCUAUCAUCUAUGUCUUCUAUUAGAUUUAAUUUAUUAGAUCUAGAAAAUAUAGAUAAUAGUAUACAACUACUACUCAUCUAGUAGAAUUAAGAAUAAUCUUGAAUCUAGAUCUACUUAGACUUAGAUUUGUUAGAUUCUAGAUCUAGAUAUCCAAAUACUCAAAUACUAGCUAAUCAAUAACUAUUGUGAAUUGUGACUCUAGAGUCUAGAUGUCUAAAAAUAGUUUCACAAGAUGGCUGGCAAUUACUACUUUGUUGUGGUAGGACACCAUGAUAACCCAGUCUAUGAAGUGGAAUUCUCUCCCCCUAACAAACCCAGCGAAAAGAAAGAUGACCAUCGACAUCUGAAUCAGUUCAUUGCACAUGCAGCUCUUGAUCUGGUUGAUGAGCAGAUGUGGUCUACCAACAAUAUGUAUCUUAAGAUAGUCGACAAAUUUAACGAGUGGUUUGUGUCGGCUUUUGUCACUGCUGGACGGAUGAGAUUUUUGAUGCUUCAUGAUGUGAAAAAUGAGGAGGGUAUCAAAAAUUUCUUUAACGAAGUUUAUGAAACAUAUGUCAAGUUUGCAUUGAAUCCAUUUUAUGAAAUCAACACUCCAAUCAAGUCUCUCAAUUUUGACAAGAAAGUUCAGUUUUUUGGGAAGAAAUUUUUGUGUGGGUAAAAAAAUAGACCUUUUUUUGUAGUUGAGUAUUUAUAGCAUGAAUUCAACUGAUUUAUUAUUUGACUGUGAUAAGAACUUUAACAAUUACUGAAUACAUGGCUGAACCAAAUGAUCAAACAAUCAAUUUAACAGUGAGAGCUCAAUAACUUACCAAAAAUGACAACAUCAUCUUAAGCUUGACAAGACAAACUUUUAAAAAAUUGAUUUUUAUUUAUAUUUAAUACAAGUAAUACUGAAAAUGAUUUCAUUAAAUUUUAUUAUUAUUUUUAUGUUAAUAAAAAAUGACAAAAUGUUUUGUUUUCCAAUAAUUUUGAAAAGUCUCUGUUAAGUUUAAAUCUGUGUUUCUGUAAUUCUUGUAUACAGUAUUUUUACAAGCUUUUUCUUUAUGGGACUCUUCCCAUUUUUGGAGAAUGUAGCAGAACCCUUUGCUUGUUACUGAGGUCAGAUUAUUUCCCAUUUGUUUAAAUUUGAAACAAUUAAUGAGUUAAACUGCAUUCUAUAUUUUUUUCAAGUAGAAGACCAGAAUAAAAUGUACAGACAUAAGCAUUAAAAAAAUGAAGGUCUAUUGACUUUGAUGGCAUUGUGUAGACUUGUUUGUAGAUAUGCUAAUUUUAAUAUCUGGUUCUAGAUUUAUACUUUGACUAUGUUGCAACAAAAUAAAACCAAAUGGAAAUAUCAGGGCUCUUCAGACAAACUUGACCUGGAAUCAUUUAAUAGUUGAUAUUUGUUUCAAAGUAUGUCAGAAUGUUGAUCAGUUCAAAGUUCAUAAUGAUAUGGUUAUGGUUGUUUUUCUUUACAAAGAAGAGCUAAUAGAAUUAAUGUUUCUCUUCUAUUUACUUGGGAAUAAUUCAUGUGCAGGCCUAUUAGUUCAUUUUUUUUUAUUGAGACCCUGUACUGGUCAAAGUUGUUUUUUUUAUCAUUGUCCAUAUUGUUUUGAAACUAUUUUCCUGUCAAAUAAAAAAAGCUAUGGUUCAAAUAACAUACAUCUAAAGAUUCUAUUUCGAGUGAGCCUUAAUAAUUCAAUGCCAGGACAGGCAUUGCAAAGCACUAAACUAGUGAGAGUUUGAGCCAUUUUGAACAUUUGACUAUUAAUGUUAAAAAUAUGUAACAGGUUACUUUAAAUUUGAUAAAUUGUUAUAUUUUGUUGUUUCAGUGUAUGUCUGAUAUCAGUUGGAUGAGAUUUUUGUCAUUUCUUUGUUCAUUCAAUAAAUCAAAAAAAAAAAAAUGUUCUCAAUGUAUUUAUUUAUUUGACUUUGUAGAACAACAUACAGUGUGAAAGUAUCACCAGUUACAAACUGAAUUUGUAUCCCCUAAUCUAGAGAGACUUGGAGAUUUCUAAACAAACCCUUUAUCUAUGAGUCCAUCUAGCUUUAGCAGAUACCUGUUGGCCAAUUAUAGCUGUGCUGGUCACAAUAUCAUCAUGUUUUGGCCAAAGAAACAAGUUUCUCUUUUAAUUCACCUAAAUUAUUAGUGACACUAGACACAUGAAAGUACAACAGGAAAAUAAAUGUUGGAUUUAUUUCUACUAUGUAAAAAGGUCUGCCCACAGGAAACUAUACCAAACACAAACGUGUUCAAGAAUGUACACAAAGUGUGUAUGAAAUAUUGAAUUAUGUUGUAAACAAACAAUGUGUGUACAAAGUGCUCAAACUGAUUUAUAGAAAAUUAAUGGAAUAGUUUCACCAUCGCUCAUAGGUCAAUGUAGCAUGAAGCCAGGACACAAAGUCAAGUCAUUGGAAAGUUUUUUGGAACUGCAUUAAUAAUACCAUAAAAUAUCUGCAGGAAUGUGUCAGGCCAAUCAGGUUUUUUUUUUUUAAGUUCUAUUUGGAAAUGACAGACACAUGAAAUAUUGUUAUCACAAUAGGUUUCAUACCAAGGGAGUUAUUAGAUAAAACUAAUUCAAUUUGUUGUGUACACAAUGUGAAUAAUGUUAAUCUUAAAGUCAAUAAAAAGAACUAAUAUAAAUAAUACAAAGUGAUAUUAAAUUUUAGGAUUUGACUCCCAAUAAAAAAAAAAUCUUCAAAAGAAACAAAAUCAACAGACUUCUGACUGUAAUGGUAUUUUAGAAUUACGACUAAUACUAAAGGGAUAAUCUUAAAAAAUUACAUUGUAAAAAUAUUUUGUAGAGAACUCGCUCAAAUUAUAAAUGUUUUUUUAUAUCAGUAAAAGAAAAGCAGACAAAAUCUUCAUCAUGUGUAAAGAGACAGUAUUUUACAUGGACAUAAUUACUCUUAUCUAAAAAAUACACUCAAGAAAGGCAAA
This is a messenger RNA of Biomphalaria glabrata, 3235 nucleotides long. Its product is annotated as trafficking protein particle complex subunit 2-like. Gene Ontology annotation, biological process: endoplasmic reticulum to Golgi vesicle-mediated transport. The coding region runs from base 548 to 973 and encodes 141 amino acids. The transcript has 5 exons. The record is from RefSeq and is a predicted model, not a curated record. NCBI's taxonomy places the organism in Eukaryota, Metazoa, Mollusca, Gastropoda, Planorbidae. Gene Ontology annotation, cellular component: nucleus; cytoplasm; TRAPP complex.